Messenger RNA from Fonsecaea multimorphosa CBS 102226, 5007 nucleotides. RefSeq lists its product as uncharacterized. Bases 1 to 5007 code for a protein of 1668 amino acids. Gene Ontology annotation, biological process: barbed-end actin filament capping; actin filament severing. The transcript is spliced from 3 exons. The record is from RefSeq and is a predicted model, not a curated record. Gene Ontology annotation, molecular function: actin filament binding; phosphatidylinositol-4,5-bisphosphate binding. NCBI's taxonomy places the organism in Eukaryota, Fungi, Ascomycota, Eurotiomycetes, Chaetothyriales, Herpotrichiellaceae.
AUGGACGCGUCUAAUGAUGGCUCCGAGUCCGUCGACCAGUUCCUUGCUCGAAUUGCGAGUCUGAGCUCAAAGCAGGGGCAGGAAGAGGCUGAGCGUUCGAGGAAGAUGGAGGAGGAAAUGUUGCAGGCUAGAAAAGAGAGACAGGCUAGAAGAGCAGAACGCGCUCGGUCUCUGUCUCCCUCCAAAACCGGCCCUACACCGUCGUUGCGACUUGUUGGAGAGAGUGCUCGAAAAACCACACAAGGAAUUGACCCUCCUGUAGCCCUCACGCCUCCUCCCCUCCAGCCUCGUACAGUCGGCCGCUCCGACUCGAUUUCUCCAAGGCCGGAGCGAGCUGCGGCUUCCGGGCUGGACUUCACUCGACCUCUCCCGCCUCCAGCUGCUAGCGAAAACCCCUCCACGCCCAGCCCAUCUCUCAAUGCCACCGCCCUCUCCAGGAGUGGAACUUUAUCGUGGCAACAACGGCCUUCAUCGAGGGGUGUGGGCUCAAGGCCACGGCCGCUGUCCGUGGCAUCCAUACCCGAUUCAGCCCUUCCUCAGGGUCCAGCUCAGUUAAAAGAUGGAGAUGACAUGACGAGAAAAGAUAUUGCGGCUUCCUUAGGAGCCAAAGACCCAUCGUGGUUCCGUCAGACUGCUGAUCGUGGUGUUGGUUCAGCUGCGUAUCGCAAGAAUGAGACAGAUUCAGAGACGCCCCCACCAUUCUCGAGUCGGGGAAUGAGACUCCCUGGCAUGUCGAAAGAUUCCAAUGCUCCCGUGGACCGCUCGAGGGAUGAUCCCGAGAAAGCAACUCCUCCACCGUCCCCUCCGAAAUCCUUCGCUCAACCCCUCGAACAGGAACAAUUGUCCAAGAAGGAUGACCCGAGACCAACGAGACCGCUCUCCAUGGUGUCAUUGUCGCCGUCAAAGCCUCCUGCUUUGGACUUGCCAAGUUUCAAGCCUUUGGAUCUCAAUUCUUCGUUCGCGGCCGACACGCCUAGCCUGGGAAGAACGUCUAGCAUAUUGUCAUCCGCUGGGCGUCCUCCUUCGCCUACCAAGGGCUUGGGUGGUUUUGUUGAGAGCGCGAUGAUGAAAAGAUCAGAUAGUGUGAGCAAGAGAUGGAGUGUACAGGCAAAUGCAGGCUUGAAGCGAGGUGACUCUGUUGCCACACCUCGUCCAGCUCAUGUUUCUGGUACGUCGGGUUUCAGUCCUGGACACAGUCGUGGUACCUCUAGAGAUGUCCGAGGCGUAGGCAAUUCGUCCCCGCUAUCGAGUUCAAGGCCUGUUUCGAGUCAUGGAGCUGAACCGGUUCCUCUUACAAAAGCCCGCCCACUAAGCCGCACAGACGACCCUACAGGACCCUCAGAGGCUGAAAAUACCAAUGCGCAAGAUGUCCAAGCCGGCCAUGAAGCCUCCAGAGUACAGCAUCAGGACCGCCCGACCACCCCACCAUCAUCCGAAUCGCUCUUGUCUCGCAGCCCGUCCAAAACCAUGGAUCCUCGCCGCUGGAGUCCGACCAAAGCCAGUUGGCUCGAAAGUGCGCUCAAUAAACCGGAUUCCCCGAGAUUCACUCCAGCUAAACCUGAAACACCUGCUUGGAAGCUCAACAUGCAGCGUGCCAAACAAGAGCAGCAACAGAGGUCGUCCGAGCCUGUAGAUACCGUGCCGGCGAAGCCUGAUGUGGCACCGAAACCACACAUUUCACCUCCCGUGAAGGAGCCGGCCACGCUGAGUGAACCGGUGCCUCAGAAAGACCCGUCCACACCAGCGGCCGACGAGGCAGACACGGCGAAAGGCCUCGAAGAUGGGUCACUAGCACCACGCGACACGCCUACCUCCCAGGUCGAGCAGCCCAAAAUGGAGAAAAGGGAUGAGAAACCGGCGGUUCCUUCUAAGAGAAACGUCACGCCUAUUUCACAGACAAAAAGUUCGAACACCAAAUCCGAGACUGCAGCAGUAGCAUCAAUCGGAAACGAACAAGCCCCGGCCGAGGCGUCGCAGGCAAACACCUCUGACUUGAAGCCACCAAUGUUAAAGCCGAAACCACAAACGCCUCCAAAGACCGACUUCAGAGCCACCUUAAAGUCGCGUCAAGCAGCGCCAGCAAGUAACAACGACGCAGAACCCGAGUUCAAAGCCGUAUUCGGAAAACUGAAGAGGACGCAAACGCAGAACUAUGUCGCUCCUGACAUCUUGAAAGCCAACAUCACCAAAGGCAAGGCAGGGCUGAAUGCCACAGGCGGACCACAGAAGACUAAGCGGGUGGAUGAAUUCAAAGAGAGCAUUUUACAGAAGAAGGAAGCUAUGAAGACGGGGGACGGUCCGAUUGGAAAGCGUCCAGACGCACCUAGUCCUCUUGAAAAGCCAGCUCAGGCCGUUCCUGAGGCGCUGGCAAGGCGCAUGACAUUACAUAAGACAGGUCCGUCCAGUGAAAAGAUCGAAGUCAAGAAACCGAUCGAUCCGCCUGUGAAGCCAGCAGUUUCAGCUCCGAAACCCCCGCAUGCCUCUGCCAAGCCAGCCCCGGAGAAGCAGAAUGCUCCAGUACGCACGGAACAAACACCGAUCUCGGCACAGAAACUACCUGUGGUCAAACCUGAGAAGUCUGCAUCUGUCUCGACGACUGUCUUUCCGGUCAAAUCAGCUUCUGAAAUCCGCAGUGAUGACAGCCAGUCGAAAGCGGACACAUCUCCAGCUGAGGUCGUCGCUGCGGUGGAGACGGCGUUCAAAACAAGAGCACCAGAAAACAGCAAACUUGCAGCCCGCCUCAAUCCUGCACUUGCCGGCAUCAUAUCGCGAAGUGGUAGUCCUAAACCCCCUGGUGAGGCCUCAUCUAGUGGUACAAGCGCGGUACAAGUCCGAGAUACUACCCCGGCGUCACGGGAGAGCACGAAUGACCAUGAUUCAGAGCUGACGCAUAUGACAAAGGCUCGGGCUAAGGGUCCGAAAAGAAGAGCCCCUAAGAGCGGCCAAUCCUCAAAAGGGACCGCUACAGCCACCGUUCAAAAGCCUGUUGUAAGCGCUGGCAUCAGCGCUCCUACCUUUUCACAGUCAAGCUCGUCCCGACAGCCUAUCUCUGAUACAAGCAACACCGUCCCCGUGCGGCUCUUCGGGUCGAAGUCGAUUCCUAGCAAACCCGUGUCAGAAGUUGAGGAUAAGAAGCCAGUUGUGGCCGCUGAAGUCUCAACAUUGCAGCAAAGAUCAGAGGAGCGCAAGCCAGACGAAAAGGCUGUCGAAGACUCUGCUCCAGCCAGGCCGAAGUCUGCCUUGGAAGCAGGUGUGAAUCCAAAAUCAAAACCAGCAGUGGCCAACAAGUCGGCGGAGCUUAGAAAAGUGUCGAAUCCUAGUAUGUCGGCUCAUGUUGCAGAUGAGUCCGCUCCAGUCAAACCCGGGAAGUCUGCGGAGCUGAAGACAAGUUCAAUUCCUGCACUGCUACCAAAGCAUGUUCAACAGCCGUCCCAAGCCAAGCCCUCCACGCCGAAGAAGUUCGAAAUUCUAGCAGACCGUGCACAAGUUGUGUCGCCUCCUCCCCAAUUUGAUGGACUCAGAAAGAAUGGGCCUCUUUCGCCCCCACCUGGGGUGAAUUCGCCUUUGACGCCCAAUAAAUUCAAGAUCAAUACUCCCAAAGAACCGAAACCUGAAGUGGACAGCUCGCUAAAGCCGACCUCACUCACUUCAACUAGAGCCAAUGGACUCGGCCUGCAGCUUGCGUCUGCUUCUAGGAAACCGGCAGCUACCCCUGAAUUAACGCCGCCGCCAGAGCCCGAGGCUGUAUCGACUAAAUCAGCAACAUCCUUCCGGAGUCCUGCAUCCCCAACAAAGUCUGCCCGCUCGGUGAAGCCCCAUUUCGAAAGCUUCUUUGGAGUUCUGCCCCAAGCAAGAGCCAAAGCGGAAUUCGACACACACGCUUUCUUGACCUCUCAGAACAAGGCGGCAGAAAAGUGCAAGACUCUCAGCAAACAGGUUUGGGAAGUAUCCGGCGAUGGAAAGCGAACAACCAUGCCCCCCCAACAGGAACACAUACUCUUCGAAGACUGCAUGUACCUGUGUGUGCAUUCAAUGGAAUCACCCGCCGGCUCAAAAAGUGCCGAAGUAUAUCUCUGGUGCGGUGACGAGGUCCCAGAAGCUGCUGUGGAGGAUGCUCAGCUGUUUUGCCGGAAAGUUGCUCGCGAAAAUAACGCUAAGCUUGAGGUAGUCAAACAGGGCAAAGAGAGUUCUGAGUUCUUUCAAGCCUUGGGCGGAAUCGUCAUAGUCCGGAAGAGCAAGUCAGCAGCUUUGUAUAUGCUGUGUGGCAGACGACAUCUUGGGCACGUUGCUUUCGACGAGGUUGAUUUGUCUGCUGAUAGCUUGUCUUCUGGACUACCGUUUUUGAUAUCGGCCAAGUUUGGGAAGCUCUAUCUCUGGAAAGGAAAUGGCAGUAACCCAGAAGAUGUGGGAUGUGCGAGACUGAUAGGCAUGGACAUGGGGCUCACGGGUGAGAUCGAAGAAGUCUCGGAAGGUGAAGAGCCCCUCAGUUUCUGGGAAGCUUUCCCGUCACGUCCGGGCAAGCGGGUGGCCCCUCGAACACGCAACCAGACUAGCCAACUUCGCGGUCAUGCACCCAGAUUAUACCGUGUUGAGCACGACCGCCCGAAAUCGUCCGGCGGCUUCUGGGGCUUGAGGGCGGCAUCACCGCCAAAACAACCUGUCCGAGCCUUGGUGGACGAAAUUGCCCCAUUCAAUCAGAAGGACCUGGACGCCAACCACAUCCACAUCCUUGACACCUACGGGGAGCUCUACGUCCUCGUCGGUGGAUCGGCCAAAAAGCCUGCCGAGUUCGUGACAGCUGUACAGGUCGCGCAGGAGAUCGCUGUUCUGUCUCCCUCUGUUCAGGAUAGACCUCUUCUGCCUGCUUGUUAUGUGGUGAUGGGUGAUCCUCCAGAAAACAUUAAGUCGGUCUUUCGAAAAUGGAAGCCUGAUAGAUCAGCUUCACGAGACGAACAAGUGUGUGUACGAGUCGAAGAAGUGAUACAAGAACUAGGGAUCACGUUGUAA